Molecule: messenger RNA, 1707 nt
Organism: Endocarpon pusillum Z07020
Lineage: Eukaryota; Fungi; Ascomycota; Eurotiomycetes; Verrucariales; Verrucariaceae
Exons: 1
Coding region: 1-1707 (568 amino acids)
Source: RefSeq, a predicted model, not a curated record
AUGUUGAACCUGGUCACAGAGUCCAAAUUCCGGCGGCAUUUUUCAUACAGGAAUCUGCCACCGGCUACAUCAUCCCUAUCCAGCCUUGGUGUUGCCUACAGCUGGUAUCUUGCAUGCCGCGCUAUGCACAAGGCCUGUCGUCGGCUUCAAAGGGGUUCGAAUUGGUAUCCUACAAGACUCCUUGACGUUGGAGUGCCAGGAGAUCUGAAAUGGAAGCUCCACAUAUGUGCUGAGGACGACCUGUUCUCUCCAAAUUAUAUGACUAUAAGCUACCGUUGGGGAAGCCUUCCGAGCCUAACGCUUGUGCAGUCGAACAUCAACGAAUUAAGAAGAGGGAAAUUGACAGAAGAGCUACCCCAAACGUUCCGUGAUGCCAUUAUCGUGUUACAUCGAUUUUCAAUACGAUACCUCUGGAUUGACAGUCUCUGCAUCAUACAAGAUUCGCUAGAAGAUUGGGAAAAGGAGUCUUCAAUGAUGCGUGACGUCUAUGCAAACUCUUGCUGUAACAUCUCUGCCACAGCUUCUUCAGAGCCCUUGGGUGGUCUCUUCCGGAACCAUCAGAAGGGCCCUAUACAGCCUGGAGUAGUAGCCAUGAAUAUUGGUCCUGUUCAAAAGAAAUACUACAUCCUCGAUAGCUCAUACUGGGACCGUCAAGUGUUAAACACGGUUCUCAAUCAACGAGGUUGGGUAUUUCAAGAAAGACUUUUGGCUCCUAGAGUCCUUCAUUUUGCAAGUCAUCAGAUACUUUUUGAAUGCUUUUCUGAUCAAAAGUGUGAGGCUUUUGUUCAAGGAAUACCAUGGCAAAAUUCUCUUAAAUCAUUCGAGGCGAUCUUUAUCCCAACCCCGCAGGAACAAAACAUCAUGUCCGAUGCAGCGUUCGACUUGUGGAUCAAUCUGGUCGAAUUGUACACUAGGUGCGACUUGACAAAACCUGACGACAGGUUGGCUGCAUUUUCCGGACUGGCACAUCUGUUUCAGGAUACUAACGGUGAUGACUAUCUCAGUGGCAUAUGGAGAUCACGACUCUUGGAGUCUUUAUAUUGGGAAGCUGAACGACCCAUGAGAAGGGCUCUAGGCGUUUAUAUCGCCCCGUCGUGGUCCUGGGCCUGUGGGAAUGGCCCUAUAAAGUGGAACCGGCCUCAACGAGGGUAUACGCGAUUGAGCUCGGUGCUUGAUGCUCGCACUCAAAACGCCUCGUCUGAUUGCACUGGCCGAGUGGUGGGUGGUUCCAUUAGGGUACGAGGGCUCUUGUUGCGGGCGACUUGUGAAGACUCUGUCACUCGAGGACGGCCAUGCGUGCUAGCGUUAAAGUCAAAGCCUACUCUUACCAAUAACAGGGCAACCUUUACAAACGAGACAGAGCCACCGCUCCCGGCUUUAGUGCAUUUCAGCAACGACUCGCCAUACGUCAUAUCAACUUUGAAUGAAGACUUCGAGGACACCAAUUAUGGUGGUGACGAGGACAUUUAUUGUCUAGUAUUGCACGCUCAAUCGGUGAUCUGGGAGGAAUCCUUUUCCGACACGUUCCUAGAGGGAGUGAUCCUCAAGCCUGUUUCGCCGUCCUCCUCCGAGAGCUUUGUCCGGACAGGAACCUUCCGGAUCCGCGGACGAGAAUGUGCAGAGAAGUCUGGUGUUCGCAUCAAUAUAAAAGAUGGCUCAGCUUGCUUGAGUGAAACAAGUCAGCUGACAGAGAUCACGAUUGUCUAA